UACCCUCCAAAACCCCCAAAAGCCAAUGUUACAUCCAUCUUCCACUUUUUAUAAACCCCUUUUGUGUGUACAUGUUCACUACACCACCUUUCUCUCCUUCCCUCUUGUGCUCCUCCUUAUCUUCUAUCUCUUCUUCUUCCCCUAUCUUUUCUUCUAAAGAACAUCUGCAAUCUCCAGCUUCUUCUGUUCUGAAGCAGUGGCUUUUUGUGGUUUAUGCACACCAUUGGCAGCUGCUACUGUUUGCUGCUUGUGUUGUCAGAAGCUACCUUAUUGUUUCGGUCAUCAUCGGCGCCAUGUCGACGCCGACGGUGCAGAUGGUGGCGCCGGCGGCGGCGGUGGUGGAGGACCCGAGCAAGCACUGGACGCGGCACGGGCCGGUGCUGACGGCGUGCCUCGUCGGGAUCAACCUGCUCAUGGUCCUCCUCGUGUUCUUCUACUUCUGGCGGUUCUUCUCCGGGAAGCGUGGCCCGCCGACGUCGUCAACGUCAACGAUGGCCAGCGGCGGCGACGACGACGAGGAGGAGGGGGCGUCGUCGUCGUCGUCGUCGGCCGACACGUCGCCAGGGCGCCACCACCAGGAUCGGGAGGACAUCGCGUCGUCCCUGCCCGUGUUCGUGUACUCCUCCUCCGCCGCCGCCCCCGACGUCGGCGACGCCGGGGGGAACGGGAAGGCGGCGGCGGCGGCGGAGUGCGCGGUGUGCAUCGUGGAGUUCCGCGACGGCGACCGGGCGCGCCUCCUCCCCCGGUGCGGCCACCGGUUCCACGCCGACUGCAUCGGCGCGUGGCUCCAGCUCCACUCCACCUGCCCGCUCUGCCGCGCCGCCGUGCUGCUCCACCCCGCCGCCGCCGAGCCGGCCAAGAACGAUCAGCCCAAGGAUGACGACUGCCCGGUGUGACGCCUCGCCGUCGCCGUCGCCGGGAGAGACGAGAACACAGCUAUAGACGGAGGGUCGAGCGCGCAAUCGAUCGUACGCCGGCCGGGGUGAUCGAGAACGCGACAAGCAUCUUUCGGCGUGCAUCGCUGUCCAAGAUGGAGGAAAUCAAGAAAGGUUGGUGUCGGUGAUGACUUAUGAGUUGAGAAGACGCGAGGUUUUGCUUCCACUCGUACGGCCGUUUUUGUUUUCUUCUUCUCUCCAGCUUGUUCUUUAAUUUGUUGUUACCUACCCUAGCUGCUUAUAUUGUGUGUGAUUAUAUUGUGUGUCCUCAUCUGUGUGUGUAUAUGAUUGGAGCUGUGUGCUGCUAUAUAGUAUAAGAGUUUUGUGUAUAGAAAUCGAUCGAUCUGCUGCAUGCAUGCAUAUCGGAUAGAAUUAGUAUGUACUUUGUAAUAAAGGUUAAUUACUCGUAGUUGAAUGCAUGUAAGAAAGGAGUGAAGAGCACUACCGCAAGAUCACCUUAUUACCCAGUUUGUAACUGCAGCCCGUUUUGAUUUUUCAAGCUAA
Oryza sativa Japonica Group (Japanese rice) is the source of this 1439-nucleotide messenger RNA. RefSeq names its product E3 ubiquitin-protein ligase EL5-like. The record is from RefSeq and is a predicted model, not a curated record. Lineage: Eukaryota; Viridiplantae; Streptophyta; Magnoliopsida; Poales; Poaceae.